AUGCCCCUCAGCUCGUUGCCCAAAGUUCCUGAAGAUGACACCUGGAAUAUGGCGUACGUCAGUCGAGAUCCGUCGAGCGGCAGGGUCGCGAUAGAUCUACAGCACCGAACCUUUACUGGUAUAACAGAUCUUUGGCAUCCUGUGUCGGUUGACUGUCUCGAGUUGAAAAAAAUCAAGCAGUUGACCGCUACCGCAUACGAGGCAACUUAUCCCUAUGACGGAUCAUCAGCUACUACGAGAUCGCCGGUUGUUAUUGCAAAAGUCGCACGGUUCGAGUGGGAGAUACCUCGUUUAUCGAGGGAGACCCUCGUGUAUAGAAGCUUGGAAAACACAGGUCUAGCCCCACGUUUUAUUGGCCAUGUCCACGAGCAUGGCCGUGUAAUUGGGUUUAUACUAGAAAAGCUCCAAGGGCGUGAAGCAAACAUCAACGAUCUUUCGUCUUGUCAGUCUGCCCUCCAGCGACUACAUGACAUUGGAAUCCACCAUGGUGACGUCAACAGAUACAAUUUCAUUGUUCAAGACGAUACGGUGCUACUGAUCGAUUUCGAGAAAAGUCAACUUCAUGAUAGCACUACUACAUGUAUGCAAGUUGAGAUGGAUAGUCUACGUGAUCAAUUGAUGGAGGACACGGGACGCGGUGCAGGUUUAGCUCGGUAG
This is a messenger RNA of Penicillium concentricum, 657 nucleotides long. RefSeq lists its product as uncharacterized. NCBI's taxonomy places the organism in Eukaryota, Fungi, Ascomycota, Eurotiomycetes, Eurotiales, Aspergillaceae. The transcript has a single exon. The coding region runs from base 1 to 657 and encodes 218 amino acids. The record is from RefSeq and is a predicted model, not a curated record.